Misgurnus anguillicaudatus (oriental weatherfish) is the source of this 861-nucleotide messenger RNA. The record is from RefSeq and is a predicted model, not a curated record. Lineage: Eukaryota; Metazoa; Chordata; Actinopteri; Cypriniformes; Cobitidae.
AUGAGCAUCGUGGAGGAGGAUGUGGAUGAACACGUGUUCAAUGACCCCAUGAACACAUCUGAGCUAAGGAGUGUGAAAGACCUGCUCUUCUCCGACACGGUGCAGUACCUUGCACACCGUGAGUCCAGGGGUGUGACUGGAGCAGACUGGCCAGAUCGACUUCCUCCCAUCUCAGAGGGUUGUGUUGUGGGCCUGAUGACCCAGGAGGAUCCUCCCAUCAUUCCCUCUGCGCACGAGAGCUCUGCCCAGCCUGUCAAUCUCUGUUGCAAGUGUGAGCAGAGGGUCUCAUGGGAGUCGCUCUCCGAGGGGUCCUCUACUGAGCCUGUCAUCCCUACCUCAUCGCUGCCACCUUUUGUUACUCACUCUGCGCCGCGCCCCAAGAAGAAGAAGAGGAGGAAGAAGGAAUCUCCGGCCUCUGAUUCGCCGCAGCUUCACCCAGCUGCAGCCUCCUCGGCUUUUGAUUCGCCGCAGCCUCUGCCGCCUCUGCUGGAGCAGCCUCAGCCGGUGCAGUCGCACUCUCAAUCCGAGUCUGCCCAGCCACAGUCAGAUGCAGCCUCCCCUAUCCCGGGUCCCGUCUCAUCUCCGCUGCCGGACGCAGCACCCCCUGUCAUGGUCCCUGUCUCGUCUCCGCUGCCGGCCGCAGCGUCCCCUGUCGUGGUCUCUGUCUUGUCUCCACUACCUGUCAAGCCUGUCUCCCCUAGACCCCCCAUCAGGCCUGCCCGGACUCCUCGCCCCAAGCCCUCUACUUCACCCUCUGGACUUCAAUCUCUGUUCCCACCCUCCUCUCCUUUUGUGAACUCUCUUGUUCCCCCGCCCCCCUUCCUUGUUUGUUGUUUUUAUUAUUUCAUCCCAACCCUGUAA